AUGACAAGAAACCAGAGAAUAUUUGUGUUUCUUGUGGUCCUUCCACUUCUAGUGUCUGUGUGCUCGUCGGCGACGCCAAAAGCACCACCACCACCACCAAAGCAAAAUCAGUUGAUGUGGCAUUUCUACAAAGUCACUAACACAUGCCGCGACGCAGAACUUUACAUUCGCCACCAAGUCGAGUUGCUUUGGCACCAAGAUAAAAGCAUCACCCCUAAGCUUCUCCGGUUACUCUACUCCGAUUGCUUCGUAACUGGUUGUGAUGCAUCAGUGCUGCUGGAUGGUCCAAACUCUGAGAAAACUGCACCACAGAAUUUGGGAUUGGGAGGUUUCGUUUUCAUUGACAGGAUCAAACGGGUUCUUGAACAACGCUGCCCCGGUGCCGUCUCGUGUGCUGACCUUCUCAACCUCGCCACCAGGGAUGCUGUUCAUUUGGCAGGUGCACCAUCUUAUCCUGUUCUUACAGGCCGAAGGGACGGGCUAAAAUCAAGCAGAUCAUCAGUCGACCUUCCCUCACCCUCCAUUUCAUGGCAGGCUUCACUUGACUACUUCAAAUCCAGAGGCUUGAAUGUGUUGGAUAUGACUACCCUACUAGGUUCACAUUCAAUGGGUAAAACACAUUGUCGUUUCAUUUUGGAUCGGCUCUACAAUUUUAAUGGCACAAACAAGCCAGACCCAAACAUGGGUCCCUCAUUCUUAUCCUCCAUGAGGAAGCUAUGUCCACCAAGAACAAAAAAGGGACAGAGUGACCCGCUGGUGUACCUAAACCCCCAAUCUGGGCCCAGUUACAGUUUCACAAACUCCUACUACUCCAGAGUUCUAUCCAAGAAAUCUGUGCUGGGAAUCGAUCAGCAGCUAUUGUUAGGUGAAGACACAAAGGAUAUCACCGAUGAGUUUGAUGCUGGUUUAGAAGAUUUUCGGAGGUCAUAUGCAUACUCAAUGAGCAGAAUGGGCUCUAUUAAGGUUCUGACAGGUAAGCAGGGAGAGAUCCGCCGUAAUUGCCGAGUUCGAAACCACUAA
This is a messenger RNA of Fragaria vesca subsp. vesca, 1020 nucleotides long. Its product is annotated as probable peroxidase 26-like. Gene Ontology annotation, cellular component: plant-type cell wall; plasmodesma. Gene Ontology annotation, molecular function: heme binding; peroxidase activity. The coding region runs from base 1 to 1020 and encodes 339 amino acids. NCBI's taxonomy places the organism in Eukaryota, Viridiplantae, Streptophyta, Magnoliopsida, Rosales, Rosaceae. The transcript is spliced from 4 exons. The record is from RefSeq and is a predicted model, not a curated record. Gene Ontology annotation, biological process: response to oxidative stress; hydrogen peroxide catabolic process.